Messenger RNA from Adineta steineri, 375 nucleotides. NCBI's taxonomy places the organism in Eukaryota, Metazoa, Rotifera, Eurotatoria, Adinetida, Adinetidae. The record is from the annotation of a GenBank genome assembly.
AUGGUUGAAGAUCCGAAUACAUCUACUACUGCAGCAGAAUUUAUUAAGAAAUUAAAAGAUGCUGAAUGUAAUGAAGGUAAAACAAUUACAUUAGAAUGUGAAAUUAUUGGAACACCUAAACCUAGUGUUGAAUGGUUUGUUUCUUUUUUUUCUCGUACGAAAGAAAUCGCUCAAGAUGCUAAAUAUACUAUAACACGUGAUGGUGAUAAAUGUAUUUUGGUUAUUGAUAAAGCUACACCAGAUGAUCUUGAUGAAUAUAGCAUUAAAGUACGUAAUAAAGGUGGUUCAAGAAUGUGUCGUUGUAAUCUUAAUGUCCGAUCACCACCAAGAUUUCGUUUACCACCAAAAUAUCAAGAUGUUCUUAAUUAUGAUUAA